CCUGCAGUAGUAUGAGCCCGACAUUCAAACGGAAGCAGACGCUACCAUUUUGAAACACAGCACCGCCUAGCGCCAUGGACAAGAGCAACACAGUGAAGCUCUUCGUGGGCAACCUGGCAUUGGACACCACCCAGGAGGAGCUGUCGGCCAUCUUCGAGCCCUACGGCCAGGUGGUCAGCUGCAGCGUGCUGCGGCAGUUUGCCUUUGUGCACCUGCAGGGCGAGGGCGCCGCCGAGCGCGCCAUCCGGGAACUCAAUGGGCGGGAAUUUCGUGGUCGGAACUUGGUGGUGGAGGAGUCCAGGGGACGACCGCUGCACUCCACCAAGGUGUUUGUGGGUAACCUGAGCGGGAUGUGCACCACUGAAGAUCUACAGCAGUUGUUUCAGACGUUUGGAAAAGUUCUGGAAUGUGACAAAGUCAAAGCCAGGCAUUCCUCUUCCACAGGCUACGCCUUCGUUCACAUGGAGAACAAGGAGGACGCUCUCCAGGCCAUCGAGGCCCUGCAUGGCACCUCGUUCAAGGGACGCCCCCUGUCUGUGGAGCUGUCUAAGGUCCAGCCCAGCAAGCAGGCGCCUACAGGGAAGAUCCCCUGUGUUAACUGUGGAAAGCAGGGCCACUAUGCUGGAGAGUGCCCCGUGGGGAAGCCCUCUCUGGAGCAGUACCAGAGUCAAGCAGCUGUCCUGGCUGCCGCUGCCGCUGCAGCAGCCGGACUGCCUCUACAGGUCCAACAAAGUGUGCACAACUCAGUCUACAACACCUCCACCUUCGAUCCCACAUACGCAGCGCUCACUGGGAUAACCACGGGAACACGCACUGACGGAAAUCCAGUGAACCCAGCGGUUUACGGUGCCCUUGCCAGCCAGGUGUAUGGUGCCAAUGUUGCCAAUCAGCUAUAUGGUUCGGUGGCCAAUCAGGCAGCUCUCACAUCAGGCGCCACCCAAAUGUACAGCUCCAUGACCCCCAACAUCUACGGCCAGGUGGCUGCAAGUCCAGCGGCUGCUGCGGCUGCUGCUGCUGCGGCUGCCUACUCAACUCCAGUUUACACCCCAACCAUGGGCAACCCCCCUGUUUACCUGACUGCUGCUCCUGGGCUAGAAAUGCAGACAGCAGCAGCUGCAGUAAACUCUGCCUACACUGUAGCUCCGGCAAUUUAUGGUGCUGCCACACCGGCCUACGCUCACAUAAGCGCCAUGGGAGCAGCGGACCAUACUCAAGCCAUCUUUGAGGCAGCAAGGCAGGCACAUUACUUUGCCCAAGGUCAGCACGUCUUGGCGGAGCAGCAGUCAGCGGCUGCUGCAGCGGCGGUGGCUGCAGCAAAAUCUGGUGAGAGGGACCGUAGUCCCCUGCGGAGGUCAACGCCCCUGCUGCCGGACCCUGUGAUGAAGCCGUUCAUGUACCAGAGAGUCAAGCCACGCCGACCCCUCCUCCCCACCCCUGCUGGUCGAGCAGCAGAAGAGGCCGCCGAGGCUGCGGAGGACCCCAUGGCCAGGUACUAUGCGGAGUACUACCAGCAGCUGCAGCAGUACCCACAGUUCCAGUACGCCUACCAACCACAGAGCACAGUGACGGGCAUCCCUGGCAUGCCGGGAGUGUCGGCCAUGUCUGCGGUCCAAGCUGUAUCUGCGAUGUCGGGCCAGCCGGUCGCUACGCUGGACGCCCUCAGGCCAGUGGUCCCCACCGCUGCGGCAGUGGCAGCCGCCAUGGCUGCACCCAGGGUGUAUGAGCCGCCGUUGCCGCCGCCCACGCGCAAGGAGGCCAUCCUCCGCCGCCCCGAACUCUCCCUUCACACGCCUGAGCCCCCCUUCCGAUAGUCACACACAACUCUCUGCCCCCUCCCAUCCCUCCCUCUUUGCCCUGAAUCCCCCCCCCCGACAUUUCUUCUUCCACCCCAAACUUGACCACCUUACAGCAGCUGUAUAUGUGUGUAUGUGAGCGUGUGUGUGCGUCGGGUGUGGGGGGGGCUUUGAAACUGAGGGCUCCUGGGUUUAUUAACCUGCUUCACGAGGGACUUGAUCAUCUGACCUUGGUUUUGUUGGCAUACACACAGUGCAGCCACGAAAGGGAGGCUCUCCUCUGGCGUACGGGCAUUCUCUGUGCAGUUUUACUUUGUUAUCGUGCCAGUCUCACACUUGUGCCAGUAUUAAACCGACCCAGUCGGUCCUUCCAUAUGCCUUUAUUUCCACAAACCCAGUUAUGAUUUUCUAAGGCCAAAUAAUCUAUUACAAAAAAAAGACAUCGGUUUUGAACCCGCCAUCGUCCUUUAGGCCUAGAUGAUCAGUUCGGGCAGCUAAUUUUGAAACCUUUUUUGCCUUAUGUUGAAGAGUUUAGAUUUGUAAUGUUAUCAGACGGGGAGUCAGAUAAGCACAUAUUGUGUUCUGGCUGCGUUGAAACGUAUCCAACAGAAUCAAGGUUGUUUUGUGGGCGUUUGUCUCGAGUGUGACGUGGAUGUGGUGUGAAUGAGUGAGAGAGGGAGAGCACACAAACGCAGCAGCUAAGACUGCGUCCUCCAGGAAAAACCCCGUAAAGCACACAUAGUACGUACUGUAAUGUAUGUCUGGAUCUUCCCCUGAAUCCCCUCCUCACCUUCUCUACUCUUUAACCACAGCGCUGCAAGACACUGCUUCACCUCUCUUUCUAACGACAGCUGCCUACCUCUGAGAGUAAAUUUCAGCGUAGUAGAGUCUAUUCUAUUUUACUGUAUUCUAUUCCACACGUCUCACCCAGUCAGCAGUUUAUCCCCCGCUCCUCGUGAAGAGGUGCGGGGUCAGCAGUUCACGGAGGAGCCGGGUGUCAGUGACUUUUGUAGAUAGUCCUCCCUCAUAUUCAGAGGCCUUUCUUUUUGAAAUCGUGUACGUGUGUGUUUAGUUUGAUUUCGUGUCGUUUACAUGUAAUACAGGUCAGACUGGUGUAAAUGGAUUGUAAAUGUGUGACUACUGAAUGAGCUGUUUACAAAGGAUCUUUACAAAAGGAAUCGUGAUGAUGUGUAACCAGUUUGAAUCAUGUGCCUAUAAGCUUUGAAGUGAAGUGCAUUACGUGGAGGAAUCUCCCAUUUUAAGUGCUUUUCACGUUACUUUUUAAUCAUUUCAAGGGAGGAGACCUCCGCGGUUCAGGAGGCUUGAAGCUUUCUUACUUUUAGAUUCAUGUCGUAGGGUUUUGAAAAAGACACAAUUUUGAGCCUCACAGGUUCUGGUUUUUAAGCAGAAACAAAAGCACCAAUGAAGCGAGAGGUGCGGCAGUGUCUUCCAGUCCCCCCCCCCCCUUCCACCCUCCUCCAACUAUCCUCCUCUUUCCAAAUUCACGACCUGCUUCGGAUUGUAGCUGCCAAAAAAGCGUUUAAUGCGGUUGUUGCAUCCGAUCGGUGGACUUUGCGACAUCCGGAUAAGAAAAGUUUGGCACGUUUCCGCAUCCACGAGCUGCAAACUCCACCCGUCUGCUUCUACAAUCACUUGUUUUGUUUUGAUUUUGCAACUACUCCUCCGACAGUGGUGUGAUGCGCACACACACACACACAC
Messenger RNA from Paralichthys olivaceus (Japanese flounder), 3512 nucleotides. RefSeq names its product RNA binding motif protein 14b (gene rbm14b). The record is from RefSeq and is a predicted model, not a curated record. Gene Ontology annotation, cellular component: nucleus. Gene Ontology annotation, molecular function: zinc ion binding; mRNA binding. NCBI's taxonomy places the organism in Eukaryota, Metazoa, Chordata, Actinopteri, Pleuronectiformes, Paralichthyidae.